AAAACAAGGCAACAAAGUCAGAAUAGACGGGCCAUCUGCUGCCAACACACUCUUGCCUGUUCCCCCUUUUUUUAAAAAAAAACUUUCAGAGUGCUUUCUUCAAGGAGGACCAGUGCGAAAGCUCCAUAAUCCAUGCUUUGCGUGUCUCUUAGCUAAUGUGUACAAAACUCUAAUUUGUAGUAUUACACAGUACAGUACAUGUUAGCCUGUUUUGUAGUGUGUUUUAAUUCAACAAGUCUGCCAGUGAUCCUUUCUUUAAUCAAGGCACUAGAACAGGACAGCCCAAGUUUUGCUUUGUUAUUUAUAGGUGCAGCCGUGCAGGGGCUUGACCUCCUGCCACCUACCUUCCCUGUAUGGCCACCACCCCAUUUAGAUUCUGUUCCUCCUAAAUCUCCUCUCCUCUCCAUUGGCCCUGUACUUCACCAAAAUAGCUUUCUGCCUCACAGCAAGCCUGUCCCAUAAUCAAGGAGCCUCUGUAAGGUCGUUGGAACUUGGCACAAGGAUUUGCAAGGUUGAUUGGUACGGACCACAGAUUGUGAGAUCCAACAACCAAAUCUAAUCGCAGAAAAAGAAAGCCGGCGAAAGGCUUGUGUGGCACCACAUCUUGUCAUCAGGGAAAAUGGGGCUCUCAAUCUCAUACCCACCGGAUGACUACCUGCCAGCAGUGGAGGACAACAUGGGCCGGCUGUUCAUCCGGUCCCUCAGCUUCGACGACAUGGAGGACGCAGCCGAUUCACCUUCCUCAUUGCCCCCUGGAUUCGGCCACGGGAAGCUGAUCAUAGAAGGGUCCCUGAGCUUCAAGAGGAGAGAGGCAGACAACGUUCAGAUGCAGACUCUCAUGUCCGUCAGGAGUCCCAAACCUGACAGAGACAGUUGCAAUGUAAGUCCUAGUGCUGGCACUUCUAGUUCAUCAAGAUUCGGGCCAGCCCGAGACCGUCCACCAGAUCAUCCUGUAGACGGAAGUGAAAGCCCGAGGCACCAGGCCGCGGCACUCAGGCUGCAGAAGGUGUACAAGAGCUUCAGGACAAGGCGGCAGCUUGCGGAUUGUGCCGUUCUUGUGGAACAACGAUGGUGGAAAUUGCUCGACUUUGCGCUGCUCAAGCGGAAUUCGGUGUCAUUCUUCGAUAUAGAGAAGCCUGAGACUGCUGUGUCAAAAUGGUCCCGGGCAAGAAUGAGGGCUGCCAAGGUUGGCAAAGGUCUCUCCAAGGAUGAAAAGGCCCAGAAACUUGCCCUGCAGCAUUGGCUUGAGGCGAUUGACCCUCGACAUCGGUAUGGCCACAACCUGCACUUUUACUACCACCGUUGGCUCCACUGCGAGAGCAAGCAACCAUUCUUCUACUGGUUGGAUGUAGGUGAAGGGAAAGAUGUCAACUUAGAGGACCAUUGCCCAAGAUGGAAGAUGCACAAGCAAUGUAUCAAGUACCUUGGCCCUAAAGAAAGGGAAUCUUACGAAGUGAUAGUCGAGAAUAAGAGGCUGAUGUACAAGUUGAGCCGUCAGAUUGUUGAUACAACCGGAAGCGCCAGGGGAACAAAGUGGAUCUUCGUGCUGAGUACAUGCAAGACCCUUUACAUCGGUCAGAAGCAGAAGGGUGUAUUCCAGCACUCAAGCUUCCUUGCAGGAGGAGCGACAUCUGCUGCAGGGAGACUGGUUGUAGAGGAUGGACAUCUGAAGGCUGUGUGGCCUCACAGCGGGCAUUAUCGACCGACAGAGCAGAACUUCCAGGAGUUCAUGAACUUCCUAAAGGACAGGAGUGUGGAUCUCAGCGACGUGAAGUUGAGCCCGUCAGAAGGUGAAGAAGAUGGCGACUUCAGCCUCAGGGGCAACCACUCGCAGCUGGACUUGACCAAGCUCUGCCAGCAAGAACAGAACCAAGAACAAGAGGCACAAUCCGUGCAGCGCCAUGGCGAAGCCGAAGACGAAGCCGAGACCUGCAACGCCGAGCCCACCCAGCCACCUACCGAGACGAGCACCCCGGCGGCGACGAUCAGGAAGGCCUCCUCAGACAACAGGCUACAAGGGAAGCGGCCGCCGAGGCUGCUGAUCAGCUCCAACAACAGGAUCCCGCUGCCACCGGCUCCGCACUGCAGCAGCAGCUCCCGGCCGUCGCCGUCGCCGGGCGGCAAGGAGAUCGACCCGGACUCGGCCAUGCUAGGCGAGUGCCUCGACUUCUGCAAGCGCAACCUGUUCGCGGAGGACUGGCUCGAUGACCACGGCCUGGACGACCUGGCGGAGGUGCCGGAGGAGCUGAUCCUGAGCCGCAUCAACUCCAAGCGCGCCAUGCGGUCGUACCAGCUCGGCAAGCAGCUGUCCUUCCAGUGGAGCACCGGCGCCGGGCCGCGCAUCGGGUGCGUCCGGGACUACCCGUCGGAGCUCCAGUUCAGGGCGCUGGAGGAGGUCAGCCUGUCGCCCCGCGGGGGAAGGCCGGCGAGGUUCCCGUCGCCGAGGCUGGGCGCGCUGACGCCCAACAGCAUUCCGGCCGGCAAGUGCGGAAGCCUCACCGCCGACGGCGACGGCGUGAGCAUGUCGCUCAAGCCCAGGCAGAGGAGUGCUACCUGGACUGCAUUCUGAGAGGCCGAUGCUGUGGAAGUGUGGAUUGCUCUGCUUUCUUGUUUUGUUCCUCGGGAGGAUGAUGCCAACUGUGCAUAUUGAGAGGGAAAAGUGAGAUGGUAUGAUGAUUCUUAUUGUUGAAGUAGAUUAGUACAAGGAUUAGGAUUAACAUUUGGCAGCAUUGGAUGGUGCCAUUGCUUCACUAAUAGAUGGUCCAAUGAACAUGUUCUUGAGACCUUACUAGUGCAUACGUAGAUAGGAGCAGCAGAGUUUAGCUCGGUGAGAAAAUCGUACGACGUUUCACACUGCACAAAUGAGCAGAUAAUAUAAUACUCCUGGUUAAAUGGAGUACCAUUUAAUGACUGAAGCCAAAUUUAGCAA
This is a messenger RNA of Setaria italica (foxtail millet), 2929 nucleotides long. RefSeq names its product IQ domain-containing protein IQM3. The record is from RefSeq and is a predicted model, not a curated record. The transcript is spliced from 10 exons. Bases 620 to 2569 code for a protein of 649 amino acids. Lineage: Eukaryota; Viridiplantae; Streptophyta; Magnoliopsida; Poales; Poaceae.